Messenger RNA from Vespa crabro (European hornet), 1015 nucleotides. RefSeq names its product serine/arginine-rich splicing factor 7-like. Bases 153 to 554 code for a protein of 133 amino acids. Gene Ontology annotation, molecular function: RNA binding; zinc ion binding. The record is from RefSeq and is a predicted model, not a curated record. Lineage: Eukaryota; Metazoa; Arthropoda; Insecta; Hymenoptera; Vespidae. Gene Ontology annotation, biological process: mRNA splicing, via spliceosome. Gene Ontology annotation, cellular component: nuclear speck. The transcript has 3 exons.
AUGUGACUUUAUAAAGGAGCUUUUUUUUCAAUCCGCUUGGAAUCGAUGUUCUUUAAACCGAUGCCGUUAAAUGUUUGAUUUUCUUCUGUAAAACAAUAACUAGUUACUUUUUUUUAAAGGUUCAAAUGAAUGUGAUAACGAAAUAAAUCAGUAUGAAUAAGAUGUCAAGAUAUCCUUCAGACUGUAAAGUCUAUGUGGGAGAUUUAGGAAGCAAUGCAACAAAACAAGAGUUAGAGGAUGCUUUCUCAUACUAUGGACCUUUGAGAAAUGUAUGGGUUGCCAGAAAUCCUCCAGGAUUUGCUUUUGUCGAAUUUGAAGAUGCUAGAGAUGCAGAAGAUGCUAUCAGGGGCUUAGAUGGUCGUACCAUAUGUGGAAGACGUGUUCGUGUGGAACCAUCAAAUGGAAAAAGAUUGAGAGAUAGAGGCUCAUCACGACGUGGUGUGGCAAGACCAUUCCACCCAGAAGACAAAUGUUAUGAGUGUGGUGAAAGGGGUCAUUAUGCAAGAGAUUGUCCUCGACAUAGAAGUUCUCGUAGAAAACGGAGAUGCGGCUGAACAGGCAUACACAUGAGAAAUGUGUUGCUACUGUGAUUCUCGCGAGAUUCGCCUUGGGUUCAGUUUGUGACACACUGCGUAGUUACAGCGUAGAGCACUCACCUACUUUGGGUUUCCUUCUGCACUCUGCGAGCGAGAGAGGCAAACACGGCCGACGGAGUGGCUAGUUCUGCGCACUACGAUACUUCCACUGACCACUGACAUCACCCUAGACAGAGAGUUUAUGCACAUCGGCACUUCUGGUAGCCCGGCCUUCUUCGUUCGACUUACUGUUUGUGCCUAGUCGUCGUCAUAGUACCUAGUGGUCACUGAGAGACAACGUUUGAGCCAUCUCAUCUAGCCACUCUUCGUCCGUUCAUCCGACCCUCGCGUGAUUUCAUCUGCAUACGUGCUCAUCCGCUCUCCCUUCCCGGCAUUGCCAUCGCGUGCUCUACGACUGUGUCUGCUAUAUGCAGCCAGGA